Monascus purpureus is the source of this 2874-nucleotide messenger RNA. Lineage: Eukaryota; Fungi; Ascomycota; Eurotiomycetes; Eurotiales; Aspergillaceae. The record is from the annotation of a GenBank genome assembly.
AUGGAAUUGGGCAAUCAUGGCCAGGAUCCAUUUUCCAGUGAAGGCUUGUGGAGAUUGUCAAGUUUCACUCUGCAGUCUCUGCAGCCGCUGGAACCUCUGCAUUUGGAUGAAGGAUUCCCUGAUCUCACAAGCGAAUUCUUUGCAAAUCCCCUGAAAUCGUUUGAGAGAGAAGAGUCAAACAUAUACCAACUGAAUAUCUUCGGGACUGACUAUUUCGGAUCCUACGGGUCUCCUGGCACAACCACUGACGCGUCAAGCGAACACCAACCUGAGAAUGCUGAUCGCGACAAAGAGGAUUUGCAAGAUAUAGAAGAUAUUUGGCUGUCUGACCAGCUUGAUGAUGAUCCGGGUCAUGAAGCCCGAUUGAGGUCAUGGGAAAAUUACGAAGACCCUUCCUUCCGGGAGCCCUUCUCCGCAUACUUUAGCGAGACCGGGGCCAAGGGGUUUGAUGCAGCUUUAGUACAUCAAGCAGCUACUACCGGUCUCACAAAUUCAGGGCUUAUUGCGCGAAAUGAUGUCUUUUUCCGGGCGCUGGUUCAACUUGGGCUGGGUUGGAACUCGUUAUUUUUUCGCUACAACUAUCAGAAACGAAGAUUCGAAAAGGACCCAGUGGAUGUGCGCAUAUCGGGAGUCAGUCUUCCCACAUUGGAUAGGGCGGUUGAAGCAAUACAACAAUGCGGAACAGAUAUGCUGAAGGUUCGGAAUUUCGUGCGCAACACUGCUGCAAAGUCCAAUCAUCUAUCUUCUCUGUCCGCUUUUGCCAGCGCCGCAGCUGUGAUCAUCUAUACCCUUGAAUCUCUGGUUUCUAAACGUUAUGCGGACCUGAACCAAGGAGUCUCACUUUUGCGAAUCAAUGCAAUAUUUCAGAGAUGUGGCGAACUUGUUGGUGCUCUAGCAAACAUGAUUGAGGAGGCUGAAAAGACUGCAUCGGAUGCGCAGGUUAUCUCCGUCGUUCUAAAUAAGGCUGCUUAUUUCGCUCAAAGGUACAUCUGGGCAGAACGAAUUUACAAUGAAAUAUCUGUCCGAGUCGCGCAACCUUGGCUCGGUUUCGUCGAGACUUGGAUUGGACUUCGCUCAGAAGAACCGACGUUUGCCGAACUGCUGAAGAAUGCCGGGAACUUUGUUGUGCUUGACCAUGUUGAAGAAUCCUGGAAAACUAACCCCAGGCCUUCAAGGAUUGAAUAUAGAUAUUGUUCUAAACAGAUGCCUUCGCUUAUCCCUGCAGACCAAGCGCAUCAUAUCUUUGAGACCGGGAGGAGCUUGCGCCUUCUCAAGCGAUCUCACCCGCAGCACCCUAUUGCGAGUAACAACAUUAUUCGUGCGACCCUGCCUCCGAAGCUUCAUUGUGCAAUUGCCUGGUCUGACAUCGAGCGGAUACAGAGUACAGCCUAUGAAUAUGAAGCCAAGCUACGCGCUGAGAUCCUAAAAUAUAACAACAGAGGCGAGACUUCUGAGAAUGAGCCUCUCUUCGAACCUCCAAGCGAGGCAAAAGCCGACAAGAUACUUGAAAAUACAUAUGAAAUGUUUGAUAUUGAUGACGAACAGCGUGCUUCGAGCUUACCAACAAAACGUUCUUCAGUGGAGGAUGAUAGUAUCGGUCGAUUCCUUGAUGGAAAUCCUGAGCUAUUUGAAAAUCAUGAGGGCACUUUCGGACCGGAAUUAGCGUCUGCUCUUUACCUGUCUCUCGCACCAAUUAUCUCAUCACAAGCACGCCUGAUCGACUUCUCCUGUCUCCAUCUUCUGUUUAAAGAACAUGAUAUCAGGCAUCAUUUGGACUUACAGUGGCGCUUCCAGCUUCUUGGUGAUGGCUUCUUUGCCCUUCGACUAUCAAAUGCCCUCUUUGAUCCAGAAAUGGAGAGCGGCGAACGACGGUCAGGAGUAGUACGCAGUGGUGUCCACACGGGCCUACGACUGGGAAGCCGUGACACUUGGCCUCCUGCAAGCUCGGAGCUUCGUUUAGUGCUCACCAGUCUUCUCAACGAAUGCUAUUCUACCGAUAUAAACGACCAUGAGGCUAUGGAAAGUCUGGGAUAUCACGAUAAAGAAGUACCCGGCGGUCUAAGCUUCGCUAUCCGAGACUUGAGCGAUGAUGAACUAGUCAAAUGCAAAGACCCGAAUGCGAUCGAAGCUUUGGACUUCCUGCGUCUGCAAUAUAAGCCGUCCACCGUGAUAGAGACUGUACUCACCCCCCAUUCCCUUCAACAGUACGAUAUUCUCUUCAGGCACCUCCUUCGCCUGAUACGUAUGGUCUCUGUCGUAAACGGACUCGUCCGAGACUCCACUUCCCGAGGGUCUCUGUCAGGGGAUACAAGAAAUCUCUUUCAACGAUUUCGCAUCGAGGCCCAGCAUUUCGUUCUGUCCCUAAGCGACUACUGUUUUAACGUCGGCAUCGGGUCUAACUGGAAGCGCUUCCAAGACACACUUUCCAGAAUCGAACAUUGCCUUGAUCGUGGCGAUAUUGACGGCACCAUCGAGGCCGCACAUUCUAUUCCUAGACUCAGGCAGUACCACGAAGAUAUUCUCGAUCAGAUGCUCUUCGCUCUGUUCCUGAGCAAGAGACAUGUCCAGGUUGCCAAAUUGCUUGAAAGUAUCUUCGGAACAAUCCUUUCUUUCGCAGCCUUUUCCCGGUUGGACGGUAUGAGCGGGAUACGGCAUGAGAAUGAAGAAGCUGUGCUUCGGCUGCAUGCAGCGUUCCGGAAACGCGUGUCUUCCCUUGUCCGCUAUCUGCGACAGUUAGAUGGGAGCAGGGCUUCGCGGAGAAAAUCAUUUGGGGGAUCCGCAGGCGCAGCGUUCGCUUCAUCUUCGCGGGCGGAGCCGACAAGUGUCUUUGAGCAUCUUCUUGUAAGGCUUGACAUGAAACAGUACUAUUAUUGA